This is a messenger RNA of Gallus gallus (chicken), 1477 nucleotides long. It is a transcript of the gene HOXD10, whose product is annotated as homeobox D10. Gene Ontology annotation, molecular function: DNA-binding transcription factor activity, RNA polymerase II-specific; RNA polymerase II cis-regulatory region sequence-specific DNA binding. Bases 311 to 865 code for a protein of 184 amino acids. NCBI's taxonomy places the organism in Eukaryota, Metazoa, Chordata, Aves, Galliformes, Phasianidae. The transcript is spliced from 3 exons. The record is from RefSeq and is a predicted model, not a curated record. Gene Ontology annotation, biological process: regulation of transcription by RNA polymerase II. Gene Ontology annotation, cellular component: nucleus.
CCCUCCGCGCUCCGCCCGCGGCCGGGGUGUUUCUGGGACCCCCUUUCUUUCUCUCUUUUCCUCCCCCCCCCCCCCUCCCCGAAAGAGUCAAUAAAGAUUACGAAAGAGCCGUUUGAUGGGCAUAAAAUUCCCGAUUAGAUGUCACAGUCGAGCCUUAAACCGCGUCGAGGAAAAUAGUAUUUGGUGGCUUUAAACUCUGUGGGUCGUCCUGGCUGUUGUCGGAGAAGAGGAAAUUGCUAGAAAGCGAGGGGGGGACGCGGCGCUCCGAGGCUCCUCCGCAGCUCUCCCCCGGCUCGGCCAAAUCUUAGCAAUGGCUCUGAUCGUGAUCUUAAAUGCGCCGAGCCGGGAGCUGCCCCUUCCCGGCUCGGAGCGCGGUGGCGGAGGGCUGCGGGGCAGCGCCGAGCCGGGAGGCGGCGGAUCGAGGAAGAUGGAAAAGAAAAUGAAUGAAAACCCGAACGGCCAGGACGGCGCGGCUAAAGUCUCUCAAGUGGAAAGUCCCGAGCCCAAGUCCACGUUGCAAGACGAGAGGAGCUGCCUGCCCGAAGGCUCCGUGUCCAGCCCCGAGGUCCAGGAGAAGGAGACUAAAGAGGAAAUCAAGUCUGAUACUCCAACGAGCAAUUGGCUAACUGCAAAGAGUGGCAGAAAGAAGAGGUGCCCUUACACUAAACACCAAACACUGGAAUUAGAGAAAGAGUUCUUAUUCAAUAUGUAUCUCACCCGAGAGCGCCGCCUAGAGAUCAGUAAGAGCGUAAACCUCACUGACAGGCAGGUCAAGAUUUGGUUUCAAAACCGCAGAAUGAAGCUCAAGAAGAUGAGCAGGGAGAACCGAAUCCGAGAACUGACCGCUAAUCUGACCUUCUCCUAAGGCGUUCCCGGGGGUGGCAACAGCGAGCAGUGGGCACGGCACCGCCGGUGCCACGUGGGGGAGAGACUGUGGCAGAACCGUCCUUUUCCUUUUAUUUUCUGGUAGAAUGUGACUCUUCGUCCUUCUUUUAGCGCUGCAAGUGAAUAUGUAUUACUAUGACGAGUAUAUAUAAAACCUAGCACGUGUAAUUUAUUUUUGUUCUCAUCGUAAUGCAGGGUAACUAUUAUUGAAUAUUAUCAUUUGGUCUUAACUUAUUGGAACUGUCGAACAUCCAAGCAAUGUGACUUUUUUUUUCAUGUUUUUACUAACAAAAUGGUAUUUAUGUGGGGCUGUUACACGGGCCAUAACGUUUGGAGUACGUUCACUACUUUAAGAAACGGGGGGGGGGGGGGGGGAAACUUUGGGGGCGGGGGGAAAGAGAAGCACAUCGCAAUGUAACUAUCCUCGCAAAUGAACUUAGAGGUCGUCCUUCGUAAAAUGGAAUCUUUCAUUCCUCUCCAUUGUAGACAUUUUCUUGUGGUGCAUAUGUGGAAUAGUAGUCGUUCAGCAGCAAUAUGUCCUUCUUGUGCAUGUUCUGUUCGCAUGUAUAAUGCAAUAAACUCUGUAAACUAC